Dalotia coriaria is the source of this 786-nucleotide messenger RNA. It is a transcript of the gene Ubc2, whose product is annotated as ubiquitin conjugating enzyme 2. The record is from RefSeq and is a predicted model, not a curated record. Gene Ontology annotation, molecular function: ubiquitin conjugating enzyme activity. The transcript has 4 exons. NCBI's taxonomy places the organism in Eukaryota, Metazoa, Arthropoda, Insecta, Coleoptera, Staphylinidae. Bases 176 to 739 code for a protein of 187 amino acids. Gene Ontology annotation, biological process: protein polyubiquitination. Gene Ontology annotation, cellular component: nucleus.
CGGUACUAAUCCGCCGUGCGGCAUACCAGCAUCGGCAACAGUGUGAAAACACAAGUGAAGUAGCGAACGCCAUGAGCCGUCGUCUGGUUAGUUGCUGAAAAGGGAGUGUGUUUACAAAAGCUGAAUUUCCACACGAAAUACGCGACCAUCGCGACGAAUCUCAAAUACUGAAGUGAUGUCAUCAGCUGGUUCAAGUGGUUCAGGCAGGGGCAGAGGUGGUCAAGUUGCUGUUGGUGAGCAGAAACCAGAGACAAAAGAGGCCAAACCAAAUCCAAAGAUGUCAAAGGCACUGGGCACAUCAGCAAAGCGCAUUCAGAAGGAGCUAGCUGAGAUCACACUUGAUCCACCACCAAACUGUAGUGCUGGACCUAAGGGUGAUAACUUCUAUGAAUGGGUUUCUACAAUCCUGGGACCACCUGGUUCAGUGUAUGAAGGUGGUGUCUUCUUCCUAGACAUUCAUUUCUCACCAGAGUACCCCUUCAAACCGCCCAAAGUGACGUUCCGGACGCGCAUCUAUCACUGCAACAUCAAUAGUCAGGGUGUGAUUUGCUUAGACAUUUUAAAAGAUAAUUGGUCACCAGCUCUCACAAUCUCAAAAGUGCUACUAUCCAUCUGCUCCUUGUUGACUGACUGUAAUCCAGCGGAUCCGCUGGUCGGAAGCAUAGCAACGCAGUAUUUACAAAAUCGCGAGGAGCACGACCGCAUCGCGCGCCUGUGGACGAAAAAGUACGCUACGUGAUCACAUUUUUAUACCGCUCCUAUAAUAUUAUAUUAUCUACAACUGCA